Molecule: messenger RNA, 2743 nt
Organism: Capra hircus (goat)
Lineage: Eukaryota; Metazoa; Chordata; Mammalia; Artiodactyla; Bovidae
Gene: TRPV5
Product: transient receptor potential cation channel subfamily V member 5
Exons: 15
Coding region: 51-2252 (733 amino acids)
Biological process (GO): calcium ion import across plasma membrane
Cellular component (GO): membrane
Molecular function (GO): protein binding; calcium channel activity
Source: RefSeq, a predicted model, not a curated record
CCUUGAAACACCUCCUCCUCGCGACUGGCCACUGCCCAAAAGGAGAAGACAUGGGAGCACCUCCGUCCAAGGCCAGGGGUCUCUCGAUCCAACUUCAGAAACUGCUGACCUCCUGGCUGACCUCCUGGCCUGAGCAAGACUGGGAUCAGCGUCUGGACGAGAUGUACAUGUUGCAGCAGAAGAAGAUUCGAGAGUCUCCUCUGCUUCGGGCAGCCAAGGACAACGACCUGUGUGUCCUGAAGAAACUUCUGCUGGAUCGAAACUGUGAUUUCCGCCAACGAGGGGCCGUCGGGGAGACGGCACUGCACGUGGCCGCCCUCUAUGACAACCUGGAGGCCGCCAUGGUGCUGAUGGAGGCUGCCCCCGAGCUGGUCAAGGAGCCCGCCAUCUGUGAGCCAUUUGUAGGUCAGACUGCCCUGCACAUAGCGGUCAUGAACCGGAAUGUGAACCUAGUGAAAGCCCUGCUCGCCCACGGGGCCAGCGUCUCUGCAAGGGCCAUAGGCUCCGCCUUUCGCCUCACUCCUCACAACCUCAUCUACUUUGGGGAGCACCCUCUGUCCUUUGCCGCCUGCAUGGGCAGCGAGGAGAUUGUGAGGCUGCUCAUUGAGCACGGUGCUGACAUCCGGGCCCAGGACUCCCUGGGAAACACAGUGUUGCACAUCCUCGUCCUCCAGCCCAACAAAACCUUUGCCUGCCAGAUGUACAACCUGCUGCUGUCCUACGACAGGCGAGGGGACCACCUGCAGUCCCUGGACCUCAUGCUCAAUCACCAGGGCCUCACCCCCUUCAAGCUGGCCGGAGUGGAGGGCAACACUGUGAUGUUCCAACAUCUGAUGCAGAAGCGGAAGUACAUCCAGUGGACAUGCGGGCCACUGACCUCCACUCUCUACGACCUCACAGAGAUUGACUCCUGGGGAGAAGACGUGUCCUUUCUAGAGCUUGUGGUCUCCUCCAAGAAACGGGAGGCUCGUCAGAUCCUGGAGCAGACCCCAGUGAAGCAGCUGGUGAACUUCAAGUGGAGGAAGUACGGGCGGCCUUACUUCUGCAUCCUGGGAGCCUUGUAUGUGCUCUAUAUGAUCUGCUUCACCAUGUGCUGCAUCCACCGUCCUCUCAAGGCCCGCAGUGGCAACCGCACAGAUUCCCGAGACAUCACCAUAUUCCAGCAGAAGCUGCUCCAGGAAGCCUACGUGACUCAGCAGGAUAAAAUCCGGCUGGUGGGGGAGCUGAUGACGGUCCUUGGGUCAGCAAUCAUCCUAUUCCUAGAGAUCCCGGAUAUCUUCAGGGUCGGUUUCUCCCGCUAUUUUGGACAAACUGUCCUUGGGGGGCCAUUCCACGUCAUCACCAUCACCUAUUCCUUCCUGGUGCUGGUGACUAUGGUGAUGCGGCUCACCAACACCAGCGGGGAGGUGGUACCCAUGUCCUUCGCUCUGGUGCUGGGUUGGUGCAGCGUCAUGUACUUUGCACGAGGAUUCCAGAUGCUGGGCCCCUUCACCAUCAUGAUCCAGAAGAUGAUUUUUGGAGACCUGUUGCGUUUCUGCUGGCUGAUGGCUGUGGUAAUCGUGGGAUUUGCCUCAGCGUUCUAUAUCAUUUUCCAGACAGAGGACCCAUCCGCUCUGGGGGAAUUCUAUGACUAUCCCAUGGCGUUGUUCAGCACCUUUGAGCUUUUCCUCACCAUCAUUGAUGGGCCUGCCAACUAUGAUGUGGACUUGCCCUUCAUGUACAGCAUCGUCUACUUUGCCUUCGCCAUCAUCGCCACAUUGCUUAUGAUCAACCUGUUGGUCGCCAUGAUGGGCGACACACACUGGCGGGUGGCCCACGAACAGGACGAGCUCUGGAGGGCCCAGGUUGUGGCCACCACGGUGAUGCUGGAGAGGAAGAUGCCUCGCACCCUGUGGCCGCGCUCUGGCAUCUGUGGGUACAAGUACGGGCUGGGGGACCGCUGGUUCCUGCGAGUUGAGACCAACCAAGACCAGAAUACUUUGCGAGCGCGUCGCUACGUGGAAGCUUUCAAGGGCUCAGACAAGGAGGAAGGACAAGGGCAUCCCCCUGAGAAACGGCCCUCGGUGACUGAAAGCGGGCUUCUAGCCAGAGCCUCCCUGGCCCCCCCGACCCCUUCCCUGUCCCGGACCACCUCUCGAAGCAGCGGCAGUCACCGAGGCUGGGAGAUCAUUCGUCGCAACACCCUGGGACACGUGAAUCUCGGACUGGACCUUGGGGAGGGGGAUGGAGAGGAUCGGGUUUAUCAGUUAUGAUCAGGACCCUUGUUACUCUCGUCCUGACUCCAGGUGGGCCUGGGUGAAGGCAAAGAGAGAGAGAGAGACACUGCUUGUGAAGCAUCCUCCCUUCCUGCCUGUUAACCCUGUGAGGGGUGGACAGAAGAAUUCUCCCAGGCCAUCCAUACCUCACCUGUCACCUCAGCAUUCCCAGGAAUGAGUACCUUCUGGCUUCUUGGAAGUCCCACAUCUUGGGAAAAGAGGGUAUCUGUUCAAGCAGAGUUAGGCUUGGCAACGAAAGACGCCAGGUAGGGAUGCUAGGCCAAAGCCUGGGUCAUCUCCUUUUCUGCCCCACGGGGCACUAGACUGAGCCGUGACAUCUCCCAGGGCUUCAGGAAGCACGAGCCGGGCAUGGCCCUGAGGUUGUAAGCCUCACCUUUUCCUGCACCUCAUAGGACCCCCUCCCCACCUCACAGCCAAACCCACACUAGAAAACUACAAGAAGAACGGUUAUUUAUCCUUCCUUUAUU